This is a messenger RNA of Hordeum vulgare subsp. vulgare (domesticated barley), 3488 nucleotides long. RefSeq names its product protein AMEIOTIC 1 homolog. The record is from RefSeq and is a predicted model, not a curated record. The transcript has 6 exons. Gene Ontology annotation, biological process: meiotic cell cycle; reciprocal meiotic recombination; meiotic sister chromatid cohesion. Bases 400 to 3126 code for a protein of 908 amino acids. NCBI's taxonomy places the organism in Eukaryota, Viridiplantae, Streptophyta, Magnoliopsida, Poales, Poaceae.
AUUUUGGCGGGAACCGAUAAAGCACGCACUUCCCCCGACGUACGUAUCUCCUCUGCUCUGCUGGGGAACUGCUUUUCUGCUUUCCUUGAUCCGAGACGAUCCCUUUUGAGCUUGCUUUCCCACGGACGGCAUCUCCUGUUGUGUGUCACCCGAGGGAGGAACAGAGGGAGGCAUGGAAAGGGAUAGGUCGGAUCAAGGCGUCGUGUUCGUCUCCAUCUCGCCUGCCAAAGCAAAGCAAAGCAAAGCUGCCACCCAACAACCAUCCUUCCCCUUCCCCUUCUCCUCUGACCGGACCUGCCACCCCGCCUGCAGCACCACCACCUCGCCGCCGCUCAUUUGUCUUCUUCUUAUACCCUUCGCUUUCUUGCAACGCAAUCCUCCCUCCCUCCAUCCGCGACCAUGAGCGCCACGGCCAUCCACGCCGCCGCAGUCCUGCGCCGCCGCGCCAUCGCCGACGACCUCGGCCUCGCCGCCCACGACCCCGACGACGCCUACUGGGCCGCCGCGCCACGCCUCUACGACUUCUCCAAGCACCACCUCCACCUCAACCACCAAGACCCGGAGCACGCCCACGCCAACGACAUCCACCCCAAGCCACACCACCACCACGACCCCCUCAAGCCGGAGCACGACGGCCGCCACAUCGGCCUCCUCAAGCCGGAGCACGACGGCCGCGACGUCGGCCUCCUCAAGCCGGAGCAGGGCAUCCGCGACGUCGGCCUCCUCAAGCCGGAGCAGGGCAUCCGCGACGACGGCCUCCUCAAGCCAGAGCAGGACGACGACGACCUCCUCAAGCAGGAGGACGAGGACGACUUCCUCAAGCAGGAGGACGAGGACGAGGACGACUUCCUCAAGGAGGGGGAAGAGGAAGAGCACGGCCUCCCCAAGAAGGAGCCGGAGCGCGACCCGGACCCGCUCCCACCACCGCCGCCAGCGCCUUCGCCGCUGCCGAGGAAGCAGCCAAGCGCCCACCUCUGCCUGCUGGCGCUGCAGGGCACGGGCCUCGGCUGGGGCGUGCGGAAGCGGGUCCACUACGUCGCCCGCCACCGCAACGCCGCGCGCCACGACGAUCGCCGCCACGCACGCCCUCUCCCCGUCGCCGAGAGCGGCGCCAACGCUGACGAGGGCAGCUCCAGCAACGUCAAGACCAAGGACCUGCUCGGGCUGCUCGAGGAGACGCAGGCGGACGCGGAGGGGGGCGGGAGCCCCGGCCGCCGCCAGGAGGAGGAGGGGGAGGAGCGCGAGGCGACGGACGUGGCGGAGGGGAAGACGGCCAAGAGGCGGCGGAGGAGGAAGCCCGGCCGCGUCCACAGCUUCAGCCUCCCCAAGAAGAGGGCCCGCAAGCCCGCUCCCGCUCCAAAGGUCGAGGUUUUCGAGGAGGCAGCCGUGGACGCCGACGCCGACCCCGAGGCGGAGCGCAAGGUGGUGGCCACGGCGGACAAGGGCAAGAGGAAGAGGAGCGACGUUCGUGGCCGUGGCCGUGCCGUCGCCAAGCGGACGAAGAAGGCGACCGUGCCGGCGCCGGAGGAGGAGCGCAAGGUGGUCAAGGCGGAGAAGAGGAGGAGCCCGCCAGAGGAGGAGGAGGAGGUGCGCACGGUGGUCAAGAAGGAGAAGAGGACGAACCUGCCGGAGGAGAAGGAGGGCGGCGGCAGGGCGGUGAAGACGGAGACGAAGCGGGGCCUGCCGGAGGAAGAGCGCGCGGCGGUGGUGCUGGUGGCCGUCAAGAGGGAGAGGAAGAGCAAGGCUCCCCUCCGCGGCCGCGCCGUCACCGUCACCGUCGCGGAGGAGCCGGAGACGAAGCCCCCACGCGCCGUCAAGGCCGAGGAGGCCGCCGCGGCGCCGCGCGGCAUGGUCGACCGGUGGUCGGCCACGCGCUACGCGGCCGCCGAGGCGUCCCUGCUCGGCGUCAUGCGCCGCUUCGGCGCGCGCCCCGGCAAGACCGUGCCCCGCGGCGAGCUGAGGCAGGCGGCGCGCAAGCACAUCGGCGACACGGGCCUCCUCGACCACCUCCUCAAGCACUCCGCCGACAAGGUGCCGCGCGGAAGCGCCGAGCGCAUCCGACGCCGCCACACCGCCGACGGCGCCAUGGAGUACUGGCUCGAGCCGGCCGAGCUCGCGGCCCUGCGCCGGGAGGUCGGCGUCGACGCAUACUGGGUGCCGCCGCCAGGGUGGAAGCGCGGGGACCCCGUGUCCGCCGACGGCUACGCGCUCAAGGCCAAGAGGCAGGUGGAGGAGCUCACCAAGGAGCUCGCCGGAGUAAAAAGGCACAUGCAGCAGCUGGUGAAGGCACAUCAAGGCACAAUGAACAGUGUAUUGAAACCCGAGGCAGUCAAAGCCUGCAUUUCUCAUGAGCCUUAUCAGGACAAGUAUGAGUGUGUGAUGAAGGCCAAUGGCAAUCUGGAGAAGCAGGUUCUGUCCUUGGAGGAGAAGUACGCCGGCGCGACACGGGCGAAUGGCAAGCUGGAGGAGGAGGUUCUGUUCCUCAAGGAGAAGUAUGAGGCUGUGCUUGAGAAGAACACCAGGCUGGAGCAGCAGGUGGCUGCUCUCUCCACUUCUUUCCUGUCUCUCAAGGAGGGCAUGCAGUUUCUGAAUGAUGGGGAGCAGCAGCAGCGGCCGCGGAUCAUGGGGCCGGAGCCGCGUCUUCUCCUGUGUGCCAAGGAGGCUGGCAGGCAGGAGAGCAAUGGCGGCGCAGGCGACCAGCUCGCCGGCGUCGACGGGGACGGCGGGAAGUGCAGCGAGUGGCCGGAGGAGGCGCAGCCCUCGUCCCCGCGGACACCGACGGCGGCGAGAGCCGCGUACGUGGACGAGGAGGAGGAGGCGGAGUGCGCGAUGGACGGCGGUCUCGAGCUCCCGCCCACGCCGCCGUCGGCCUCCUCCACCAACGCCGCAUCCUCCGUCAAGCUCCCGCUCCUCCCCUCCCCGGACUCGCCGGUCCAGCCCCCUCCGCAGCUGCCGCCGGCCACCACCAGCAGCAGCCCCGGGGUUGACGUCCCCCACUCGGGCGGCAUCGACAUGCAGCUCCGGCACACGGCGCAGGAUGCGCCGUCGCUGCCGUUCCCGUGCGGAGCCACGACCGGCGGCGGCAGAGUGGGCACCGAGCUGGCCCUCGCCACCCCCUCCUACUGACCGACGAGCUUCCAAGCUUUUGCAUGCCCCCCACCCCAUCACCGCUGAUCGUAGCAAGAGACGCCACCACCACUGCACAGGGAACGAACGGGAUAGGAGAAGGAAGAGGAUGAAGAAAGACAGUAGGAGCACUGUACUACUCUGCAUCACAUGAUACUGCCGCUGAUGAUCGUUGGUUUGGGUCCUCCAUUGACAACCUUUAGCUUUCUCCUCGUUUGUAGCAGCGGCAUGUGUAUGUCCGUCGUCGCCAUGCAUGGAUCAGACUUUGAAUUCGAGACCGAACCUUUCGGUGUGCUGCCGUGUUAAUCGGAGGCGGCUUAACGACGUAGCUUUUGUGAUCAUCGAUUGGUCCUUUGUCAUCA